UUCCAAAAUUCAAAAACCCAUACCCAGCGAGUAUUAACAACCGUCACUAUUACCCAAAUUCAAACUCUCUUUCGUUCUUUCUUCCGAUUUCGAUCUCCCCAACUAGCUCCUAUCUCUUUCUUUCGUUUUCUCUCUAAAUCUCUCGAUCUAGCUCAAAGAACUACUCUGUGAAUUCUCUCUGAAUUUUCUCUCGUAUUCAAGAUCUACAUUCUCCAAGCAGCCAUGGAAGAUAAACUAAUUGAUAUGCUUACUGAAAAGUUCAAUCGCUUUGUUAUUGACUGCAAUUUGAAUUCCUCAACAGAACAAUUGAAUUUGAAUGAAGCCUCUGAUAGUAUGGAUGAGAAUACUAUGUCUAGUGUAGUCCAUGAAACUACUUCUCCUUACGACGACGGUCAUACUUUACCAAUUUUGAAGAAAAUUCUUGACCUAAGUACCAAAGCUCAGGAUUUGAAGAGAGAACAUGUUUCCCUUCGUAAUCAAGUGAAACUCACACUUGAGUCCUUUGCUGGUCUAGGUGUUUUAAAGUCUAUUCAGCUUCUGGGUGCUGAAUAUGAGCUUUUGAAGAAAAAGUACAUGGAUGAGUCAUUUGAGCGUAGGCGGCUAAACAAUGAAGUGAUUGAACUCAAGGGAAAUAUUAGAGUUUUCUGUAGAUGUCGACCAUUAAAUGAAACAGAAAUUGCUAAUGGAUCAGCAUCUGUGGUCAAUUUUGAGUCAACUUCUGAAGAAGAGCUUCAAGUUAUAUGCUCUGAUUCAUCUAAAAAACAAUUUAAAUUUGACUAUGUAUUCAAACCCGAAGACAGUCAAGAUGCUGUUUUUGCACAAACAAAGCCUAUCGUUGGAUCAGUAUUAGAUGGGUUCAAUGUGUGCAUUUUCGCAUAUGGCCAAACUGGUACCGGUAAGACCUUUACCAUGGAGGGGACACCAGAUCACCGAGGAGUUAACUAUAGAACCCUUGAGGAAUUGUUUCGGAUUUCUGAAGAGAGACAGAGCAUGAUAAAAUAUGAAUUGCUUGUUAGUAUGUUGGAGGUGUAUAAUGAAAAGAUCAGAGAUCUCUUGGCAGGAAAUUCUUCUGAAACCACUAAGAAGUUGGAGGUAAAGCAAGCUGCAGAUGGAAGCCAAGAAGUUCCAGGGCUUGUUGAAACUCGUGUUUACGGAGCAGAGGGUGUAUGGGAAAUUCUGAAGUCUGGAAACAGAGUCAGAUCGGUUGGUUCCACACGUGCUAAUGAGCUUAGCAGUCGUUCUCAUUGUUUGGUGCGGGUAACUGUUAUGGGAGAGAAUUUAAUCAAUGGCCAGAGAACAAAAAGUCACCUUUGGCUAGUAGACUUGGCUGGCAGUGAGCGUGUAGGGAAAACUGAAGCUGAAGGAGAAAGGCUGAAGGAGUCUCAGUUCAUAAAUAAGUCCCUAUCAGCACUUGGCGAUGUUAUUGCAGCCCUUGCUUCCAAAUCAGGCCACAUACCUUACAGGAACUCGAAGCUCACUCAUAUACUUCAAAGUUCUUUAGGAGGUGAUUGCAAAACUCUUAUGUUUGUCCAAAUAAGUCCUAGCUCAGUAGACUUAACAGAGACGCUUUGUUCACUGAAUUUUGCCACACGUGUUCGAGGAAUUGAGAGUGGACCAGCCCGGAAGCAAGUAGACCUCACUGAAAUCUUGAAGUACAAGCAAAUGGCUGAAAAAUCCAAACACGAUGAGAAGGAGGUUAGGAAAUUACAAGAUGAGAAGGAGGCCACUCAAAUGAAACUAGCCACAAAAGAAUUCAUGUGCCAACAUCUUCAAAACAAGGUUCGGAAUCUAGAGAACCAGAUUGCAGAGGAGAGAAAAAACAGAUUAAAGCAAGAAAGUCGAUCAAUUGCUGCUGAGAAAACAAUAAAGAGGACAUCACUGAUUCCUUUGGAAAGACCCCCAUUGAGAACAAUUAAUAAUUCCCUACCUCUUCCACCAUCAGAGAGAAGGCCCUCAUGCAGCUCUUCCUUGCAAGGAAAGGAAAAUAUUACCAAAAUGACUUCAAUGGCUGCAAGAAGACGAGUAUCCAUUGCAGCAAAACCACCAGCUCCACCAUCUCAAACACAGACUCUUCUGCCAAGGAGGCGAGUUUCACUGGCAACAAUGCAUCCUGAAACACCAGCUCCAACAUCCCAAACACAGCCUCUUCUUCAGCCUAGGAGGCGAGUUUUCCGGGCAACAAUGCAUCCUGAAACAAACUCACUCAAUACCUCUGCUUCUCAAUUCUCCAAUGAAAGCAACGAUCACCAACCAACGAUAAGGGACCAAAGGAAAGCUCGUUAUUCAAGCUUGUUCACCCCAAUAUCAACAUCAACAACUGAGACAACACCAAAUUUGAAUAAGAGCAGCAGUAGUAGGUUUGCUGGCAGUCCAACUGAAGCAGCAGAUUCGCGGAUGGGGGCUAGGCAUCCAACUGUGAUUGCUUUGCAACGCAAAUCGGUAGUGUGGAGUCCUCUCAAGCGUAGAGGCGUUGAAAGUAGCAGAAAAUCAUCACUCGCACCAUCUUGGCGGCCUUCCACCACACAUAUGCAAUGAUCUUUGUUUUCUCAAACAAUGAGAGAUACUUGUAGUGUUUGGAAUUUUUUGUUUUCUCAAACAAUGAGAUAAUUGUAGUGUUUGGAACUAUAACAAUGAGAGAUACUUGUAGUGUUUGGAACUAAAUUGAUUCCUGACAAAGGAAUGAAAACAGGUUUAGUUUUUGA
Vicia villosa (hairy vetch) is the source of this 2702-nucleotide messenger RNA. RefSeq names its product kinesin-like protein KIN-14S. Bases 223 to 2535 code for a protein of 770 amino acids. The transcript has 12 exons. The record is from RefSeq and is a predicted model, not a curated record. NCBI's taxonomy places the organism in Eukaryota, Viridiplantae, Streptophyta, Magnoliopsida, Fabales, Fabaceae. Gene Ontology annotation, molecular function: microtubule binding; microtubule motor activity; ATP binding. Gene Ontology annotation, biological process: microtubule-based movement.